AUGGAGAUGUUCGGCUUACUCAUUUUACAACUUGCUGUUCUCGCCUGCUCGGCGUCUGAGCUGGGCCGCAUAGUUGGAGGGGAGCCUACUAGCAUCGAGAAAUAUCCGAUAAUAGUACAGGUUGAAUUUUUGGUCGACUCAUCCAUCUGGACCCAAAAUUGUGCCGGCAGCGUCCUGACAUCCAGAACAAUAUUGUCCGCUGCACAUUGCUACGUUGGGCCCUCAUAUUCUCCCCGGGAGCGUCGAAUUAGAGCUGGUAGCUCCUACCGUUAUACCGGUGGAACAAUAAAAAACGUAGCACUCUCUCUCAACCACCCGACUUUCGGCCUCAACGACUACGAUGGUGACAUUGCUCUGCUGUUCUUAGAAGAUCGCCUGGUCUACUCCAACGUGAUCGCUCAAGCUGCUAUUGCAUCAUCCACAUUCGUUGUACCUGAUAAUUCGUCUGUGACUCACAUCGGGUGGGGAAUGGUCUCGCUGCCUGGCAAUCGCUCCGAGGUCCUGCGCGAAGUCGACGUGCUGUCUGUCAACAACGACCUAUGCAGGGAGCGGUACAAGACCGCUAACCCGCCGCGCGUGGUGACCCCGAACAUGAUUUGCGCGGGCAUCCUCGACGUGGGGGGCAAGGGGGCCUGCUUCGGCGACUCUGGUGGCCCCCUCCUCUACUCCGACGUCGUGGUGGGCAUCGUGGCCUUUGGAGAGGGCUGCGCCGACGCGACCGCCCCCGGAGUGAACACCCUCGUCUCACCGUACACCAAUUGGAUUGUGGAGAACGCUAAU
This is a messenger RNA of Iphiclides podalirius (scarce swallowtail), 780 nucleotides long. The record is from the annotation of a GenBank genome assembly. NCBI's taxonomy places the organism in Eukaryota, Metazoa, Arthropoda, Insecta, Lepidoptera, Papilionidae.